CCUUUAGACAGAUAUGUAUUAUUAUUAUACGUGUGUCUCGGUGGUGGUGGAGUUUUUCAUGCAGCAUCACUGGAAUGCUGCACAAUUAGCCCCUGUUGUAAGGACGGAUACUGCAGGGCUUCAUGGUCACAGCGAGAGAGGAGGGUGGGGAGGGCUGCAGCCCUCCCACAUCUGACCCAGAGGUUGUGUAAUAGCAUGCUCAUCAGACAAAUGGCUUUAAGCUGGAACCACAAAGAGACACACAUGGCAGCAGCCAGAGCAGACUGAAGUAAUUUACUGGGCUUUUGUUGUGACUGUUGUUUGAGGCUCACCAAAAAUGAUGCAGAGUUUCAGAAAUCUUUGUUGCUGGUUCUAAUGAUGCUGUGAUGGGUUUGAUGGAGCUGACUUGUGUUCUGAGAGCAAACAGACCUUUGUGCAUUUCAAAAUCACAAUUUCUGACACAACAUGGCUGGGAAUCAGAAUAACUCCUGGGGACAACAUGACCUGAGCAGAGAGUGCUUUGGCCUGAGUGCUGACAUGGAACAAAACCUGACAGAGCUUCAACAACAACAGGAAGGAAUGGCCAAGGAAUUUAACUGUAACAUCUCCCAGUUUCCUUUCUACUCUGAUACUUACCAGCAAGCGUCUGACAACAUACUGCGACCCCAUGAGGGAGACCAGGUGGUCCCUUCUUCCCAGAGACGGACAGUGUUCGGGGGCCACCAGAGAGAAGCCAAACCCCUGCCGUCUCUGCCUGACCCUGAGGAGCUCAUGUCUGAUGAGGCAGCCGAUAGUGAGGUGGAGUUUUUUACCAGCGACAGACGCCGCCUUUUGCCCAAAAGCUGCCCUAAGGCCAUAUGCAGGGGCAUGAACCGAGGCUGUGGCCAAGUGAAUUACGCCUACCAGGAGAGCUCAUUGCGGGCUGGUGGUGCUGGGAAUGGCUCCAUGGCUUUCUCUUGGCCAUUCAGAGAGGACAGACCAUCAGGGAGAGGAAGUGGGUUUUGGGCACUAGCUCUCCAGAGAGAAGACCACCAGCAUGCGGUUUCAGCUGUCGAAGAUACUUUGUGUAGCAAACCGCCAGAACAACACCAAUCCUCCAGACUCCAGUUUCCAUGUUUAGGCCCUACUUCCCAGCCUCUCCAAAGUGGCAGCACAACCAGCCCCACUGACAAGCCCCUUAUCCCACCUCGUAUCCCCAUUCUGCAAAAACAUCCCUCUCUUUCAAGGACUGUGAGCGCCAGCCAGGAAGACAAGCCUCCCAAAAUUCCUCCAAGGAUCCCCAUAGUCCCACCCUGCCCACCACGUACCCCGAGCCCCAAAAGCCUUCCAAUUUAUAUCAACGGUGUGAUGCCUGCCACACAGAGUUUUGCUGCUAACCCAAAAUAUGUGAGUAAGGCAUUACAGAGACAGCAGUGUGAAAGGACGCCACCUGCAGCUCAGUUUUCUCCCUGUAUUGUUCCAAUUUUGAAGGAUGGCAGACAGGCCAGCGCCACGCACUACAUCCUCCUGCCGCCGGGCCGACCGACAUACUCAGACAGACGAGAAAGACUCCUGAGUGAACCGGCCAAGACGGGCAACAGCAGCAUCUGGCAGAACAGAUAGAAACCCUCGCUUAUGUCCCUGUCUGAAACUUGAUGAGUACAAAACUGUGACUGACAUCAUUAAUAACAAUAUGAUACACUAUUGAACAAUAUUACACUAUUGAGUGUGUGAAAACAUUUACAUGCUACACUCACAUGUCUAAUGUCAUAUUGGUGUUAUUUUUAAUGACUGAUGUAUUUCAAGACCACUAAUAUCACACAACACUGUGAGGUUACUGUCUCCUUUUUUAACUGAACAUUUUACCGGUCAGUAUUUUAGCGCCGUAACAUUCCAGUAUUUUCACUAAUAAUGGAGACAUAUUUACAUAACCAUUUGAAGUGUUUGGUUUACUCAGAUACUGCGGUUUUCUCACAGAUAUGUCUUAUCACUCAUUAAUUCUGACAGCCAUAUGCUUAUAUUACUAAUACUGUAUGUCUUACAAGAGAAAAAAUAAUUACUGUAGGUACAAGCUGGGCUUGUACAAACCCAUGUGUUUUAUGACAAUGCUGCUUGAAAUCCUAAGUAUGAUGUAUUGAAAGAUUUAAUGUUUUGCUGAGUCAUUCUCCCAAUGAGAGCUAUGUUAAAUUUAACAAUGAACAAUGUGGCCAAUAUAAAAACGACACAACACUACCAAAACAUGCUUUGAACUACAGUGAACUCCAACACUACACCUGAUAAAACACUUCUUAUUGCCAUGCUUUUUGCAGGCAAGUGCAAUUAAUUUUCAUAGUGUUUGUUUACACAAGAGUAAAAGAAAGCCUUCAUUUUCAAUAUUGGGCAGUUGAUAAACUUUUAAUCAUUAUGUUGAAUUGUUUCAUUAUGUAUGUGCAUUUAGCUCAAACAAUGUGUGCGUGUGUGUGUGUGUGUGUGUGUGUGUGUGUGUGUAUAUAUAUAUAUAUAUA
This is a messenger RNA of Etheostoma cragini (Arkansas darter), 2462 nucleotides long. RefSeq names its product ERBB receptor feedback inhibitor 1. Gene Ontology annotation, biological process: negative regulation of epidermal growth factor receptor signaling pathway; regulation of keratinocyte differentiation. Gene Ontology annotation, cellular component: extrinsic component of cytoplasmic side of plasma membrane. The transcript has 4 exons. Bases 445 to 1581 code for a protein of 378 amino acids. The record is from RefSeq and is a predicted model, not a curated record. NCBI's taxonomy places the organism in Eukaryota, Metazoa, Chordata, Actinopteri, Perciformes, Percidae.